Messenger RNA from Haemorhous mexicanus (house finch), 4759 nucleotides. RefSeq names its product achaete-scute family bHLH transcription factor 3 (gene ASCL3). The transcript has a single exon. The record is from RefSeq and is a predicted model, not a curated record. Gene Ontology annotation, molecular function: RNA polymerase II transcription regulatory region sequence-specific DNA binding; protein dimerization activity; DNA-binding transcription factor activity, RNA polymerase II-specific. Lineage: Eukaryota; Metazoa; Chordata; Aves; Passeriformes; Fringillidae. Gene Ontology annotation, biological process: regulation of transcription by RNA polymerase II; developmental process. Bases 3886 to 4425 code for a protein of 179 amino acids.
AGUUUUUAAUCCCCGACUCAGAUGUAGCUGUGGAUAUGUAGUUGCAUUAUUGUGUGACAGUUUUCAGGUCAGUGUGGAAGGUGGUGGUCCAUGGAAGAAUACUAUUUCUGGGGACAGUUUUGGCUUGCUUAGUCCAUGCCUGGGGGACAGCCAGGUACAGGGCUUUGUUUUCAUACAAGUCUUGUAGGCUUCCAAAACUGAGUUAGCCUGGAGUGAUUUAAAGCAUGUGGUGAAUUGAUGGAUUCACAGGAUUCUUUAAAUUUAAAAAAAAUUGCACAAGGAUUAACAGGUCAAAAAAAAAAAAUUCAGGCUUGGUUUCAGUUUUUGUGUUCAACAUGGCCCCAGUGAGUGGGAACUUCUUCAGUUGCUGCUCUUUGGUUACUGGUUAUGACACCUAGGGUCUACUAAAGAAAAAAAAAUGCAACUUGUUUGUGGAAUACAUGCCUUGAUUGUUGAGUAUCUCCCUGUCCCCCAGUCCUGGGAGUUGUUCCACCUCUUGACUGCCUUUCCUGUGAGGCCUGAAGCUGGUGUGGAAGGGGGAAUUUGGAUACAGCACUGUGACUUAGACAGGGGCAGUAGAAGGUGAAGCUUUCCUUCCUUGAUGGGUGGCAGUCACAAGAAGCAGAACUGAAUGUAUGUCCAUCUUUUGCUAGUAAAAGUAUUUCUGAUCUUACAGUUUUAAGCUAAAGUGGUUUGGGUUUGGAUUUUUGUGUGUGGUUAUGCUUUGAUUGAUAGAAGGGCCAAACCAUGAGAUAGUCCAAAGUGUCAAUCCUGUAAAAGGUGGGAAUUUUGAAGAAAGGUGUCCUAUUUUAUUGCACCUGUGCAAUUGGACAGCUAUAUACUGAUAUAUGUAGCAUCUAAGUACAUGUAUACAUUGCAUUAUAGAUUCUGUAUGGUUUCUCUUUUUAAGCAAAACUUGUGUUGCUAUUGUUGGCUCAUGGUUUUCAAAUCUUCUCUUAUAUAUAUAUAUAUUCACCUUUUAUAUGGUGUUACACUCAACACUAAAAGAAUUUCCCAAAAUUACAGGUAUACUGAUUAAAUUUAAAGGCAUUAAGGUGGCUAAUAAUGUAUGUCCUCACCUGUAGUGGAAAGAAAUCCAUCACAAAUUUCUAAAUAAAUGCUGUGUUUAAAAUUUCUGUGUUUAAAAUGAAGCUAUGGAAAUUAGUUUGCUUAUGCCUUGACGGUGAAUAUUUACCUAAAUUCUAGCCAAUUGUUCUAUUCAGAUAUUGGAGCACAAAAUGCCAAUAAAUGAAAAUACUGCUUUAUAUUUUCAUUACUAUACUGUAGUAGUCUGCAACAGAAGGCAAAUGGGAAGUGAACAAACCACAUUCCUGAUUACUUUUUCAGGUAAUCUGGAUGUGUUCAAUAGCAGUUUCAAAAUUUCUAGCCCUUAAUGCCAAGUUUUGUUGCCAUCAUAGCUGUGGUGUGGGUGGAAAAGCCCAACCAGAAAUGAGCAGAUCUAACUGUAAUCUACUUUGCAUGUUGUCAAUUGACUAUAAAUUGCAGCAGUCAUUGACUCAGUGGAACAAGCUACAUAAUUCAGGUAAGAGACUUGCAUGUUGCUGUAUCUAGCCACAGAUCUUCACUGAAUGUCAAUGUUCUUGUAAAUCACUUCUACCAGCCAUUUACUAACAGUGUUCUCAUAGCUUUUUAAUGAAUCUUGUUUGAUGUGAUCUCUUAUUUAAUAAGGUGUAAGAAAAAUGGAACAUUAACAUCUUUUUUUUUUUUUUUUUAAUAUCAUUCAGAUAUUUUCAGGUAUUCAUCACUCUUUAAACAGCACAUCUUGUUUCCCUGGAUUUUACUUUCAUCUGAAGAUUGGUGAGUCUCUAAUCUAAGGGGAAAAUGUUCCUAACACUUUCUGCAGGUGUUGAGGCAGCAGGUAACUGUUUUAUGUAACCUUGUUACACAGCAGAAGUGUCAGUACCAAGCAACAAAUAUGGCAAGUAUCUCUUAGUGAGUGGUUGUGGUUUUUUUGGUUUCUUCUCUGGAGUGAUGUUGUGCCGUAAUUUUUUUUUUUUUUUUUUUUGCUAUGUAGCAGACUUUUCCUCAGUGUUUUUAAGUUGUUAGCAGCAGAGAGUUUUUAGGCAAUAAGCCAAUCUUCUAAGUAUAAAAGGGAAAGUUGACUGUCUACUAAUUUCAUUUUAUGAGGAGUAAAAAUAUACACAUUCACAUACGUAAAAAUAUGAGUUUUUUGCCUAUAUAUUAAUGUGAAAUGGAUGUGUGUCCAUGCAUUUAGCCUACCUACAGAAGUACCUGUUUAAGAUGCCUAGGACUCCCACUCAUGCCUAACAGCUGUAAAUGAAUUCUUCACUCACAGGAUUUCUCUUGUGAAAUCUAUGUGCAUUAGAAAAAGAGACAACUCUGCAUACUGAGGCAUUUUCAUAGAAUAUGUUGUGAGAAUAGGUCCAUACCAAUAAAUAUUCUCUGUGUAAAUGUGGCAGGUAUUAAGUCAGUAGAAAAUAUUACAUUAUCCCCAUAUCCUUGUGAUUGAUUUGUGGUAUGGAGUUGUGAUUGGAACAUCUGAAGCUUUGCCAGAUUUCUGUGAGUAUGGAAUCCAACAGUUUCUUUUAAUGUAGUUUAAUGUUCAGCUGUGGUUUCCAUUUUAGAGGAUGCAAUAGAAUCUAGGUGCUUUGGACAGCAAUGUAUGGAUGUACAGUAGAUGGUGAGUAAGAGCAUUUUUGGAUCAAUUCUGUGUAGGCAAGUAUUGGUUGCAAUCUGUGAGGGUGGCUCACAGUGAUUCUUUAAAAAUUAGCUGGUUAUUUAAAAGGUAUUUAAAGAAGCUAUUAGGUAACAGUCAUUACAUUCUCAGCAGUUAGGCUGAUGUUUAGCUCUUUGAAUAAUGAUAUUGGGAAGGCACCAUAAUGCAGCUUCUUAUGAACCACUGCAAGAGUAUCUGUGUGAUAAAUGUGUCAGGGUGAUUUGAAUAGUUAGACCUGCUGUAAUGCUGCUCUGAAGAGAGGGAGUGAGGGUAGGCCAGUCUGACUUACAGGUUUCCAGCAGGGCCCCAACAGCUGUGUGCCAUCCCUUCUAUGUAUUACUAGGACAUGUAUUUUUCCUUUAAUAAAGUGUUCAUUUCAUAAGUAUGAAAUAUUUAAUAUUUAAUUUCUAGCAGUAGGAUUGUUUUUAGUAUUUCAUGUCUGUGUUUAAUCUGCAGGUAGGUGGAGAAGGAACGUGAGGACCCAAGGAGGUGUUAGAUUUAGUGGAAAUUCUCUCAUCUCUAAACUUCCUGUAAAUCUUUGUAUGAGUGGAUGUCAUACCUGAGAGAUGUGGAGUUUUAAGAUUGAAAUCCAUUCUCUGCACAGGUUUUCCAUUUUGUUAAGAUGAUAUAUUGAAUGUGGCAUCAAGCUAAUAGAGAGAAAAAUAAUUUGUCUUUGAAGGCUCUUUGGUAUGAAUAGGGAGUCUUUUACUGGAAGUGUAGAUUUAGUUUUUUCAGGGAGGGGAGGGUAGGGAGUGGGGAGAAUGCCUCAGGUGUUGGCCUGCUUUAUUUGUUGUCUGUAGACAUGUAAGUUUUGGUGGAUUUGGAGCAAGCUAGACAAACUAGACCUAUGUGGAAUACAUAUAGGUAGAGUCUCUUAAUUCCUAAACCUGAGGUGAAAGGAAGCUGCUUUCUCUUUCCUUUAGGAAACUUUGAUGGCUUUAUAUUAAUAUCUGUCGUGUGUUAGUUUAAUCAGUGUGACUGACUUGCACUUUCUUGUACUUUUCAAAUGGGAUGUUGUCUUGUUCUACCUGAUCUUCCAACAUCAUUCUGAAAUGUCACAAAUGCAUUAAAAAAAUAUCUUCUGGAAAAUGUCAGCAAGGCCUAGAGUUGGUAAGUUGAUGUGAGUUUUUUGUACUGUUCAGUGUGAGCUGUUUAAAGUAUUCUGUAAUUACAUGUUUCCAGGCUAAAUGCAGAACCUGAUGGAUGGGAAAAGCUACUGUAACCUCAUCUGUGCUGAGGCUCAGCACAUCCAGCUGGCAAGGCCAUUCUGUGCAGACCCGCUGGUCACGUUUCACGUGUACCCAGAAGCCCCAAGCCAGGUCCCUUUGGCUGAAGAUUUGGCAUUCCUGCCUUUCAUGUCAGAGCAUCUCAUCACAGAGACCCUCUACAGCGAGCCCUGCCCCUUUCCCUACCAAAUGCCCCAUUCCAGUCUCCACAAGAGUGAGUACUCCUAUGGGUCAGCUUUCAUCAGGAAGAGGAAUGAGAGGGAAAGGCAGCGUGUUAAGUGUGUCAAUGAAGGCUACGCCAAGCUGAGGCACCACCUGCCCAAGGAGUACUUGGAGAAACGGCUCAGCAAAGUGGAGACCCUCCGUGCUGCUAUAAAAUACAUCAGGUACCUCCAGUCUGUGCUGUGCACUGACUCUGUGGUGGCAGGAAAAGGUGUCACGGAGGCAAACCAAGCACCCAAAGCCGCUAACAGACCAGCCCAGUUUUUGGAGACGAUCUGAAGCGUUCCAAAGCCAGCCAAAGGUAUCCUGUCUGGGAACAUAGUAGCCACUCUGUCAGUGACGUGUGUGUUCCUGGCACUUCUUGGGAGCAGAUCGUGGCACACGUCAGUAGCAGCCCACACAAGAGCUUUAAUGUUGCAGAUAGUUACUACACUUAGAUAUGAGAGGGACAACUGGGAAAAUCUCAGCUGAAUGACUUAAGUUAAUUCAUGAAAAUCAGAACGACGUUCUAAAUUUGUCAUCAAGCUAAAAAUGUGACACCUAUGUGUGUGAAGUAGCUGUAUGUAUCAUCACAACCUGCAUGCUUUAAAAUAAAAUCUCUUUACUUAUGGGA